AUGAAGCAUCAACAAGUGGUUCCGGACUAUGCGGCUAUGGUGAAAACGUCCGGCACGUGUCUGUGUUUGGUAUUUUCCGGCUGGGUAUUAUUCAAGCUAGUUCAAGCGGUAUUCUGGCUUCCGGGCUAUCUGGAGAAGAACCAGGAACAAUUGUAUCGCCGUGUAGAGCCACGAUCGAGAAUUGUGCCGAAUGAUAAAGUGGACAAAGUGAACGACGAAGCUAACCUUUGUGCGCUUAUGGCGGGAAGUUCUGACCCUGAACUGCUGGAAGAAGGUGUAGAAAAUGCUACAAUUAUGGAGGAGAAAGGAGAAAACGAUGCGGUCGAGUGUGAGGGUGAUAACAAAAAGGACAAAUAG
Anopheles marshallii is the source of this 357-nucleotide messenger RNA. RefSeq lists its product as uncharacterized. The coding region runs from base 1 to 357 and encodes 118 amino acids. Lineage: Eukaryota; Metazoa; Arthropoda; Insecta; Diptera; Culicidae. The record is from RefSeq and is a predicted model, not a curated record. The transcript is spliced from 2 exons.